This is a messenger RNA of Dendronephthya gigantea, 945 nucleotides long. RefSeq names its product microfibril-associated glycoprotein 4-like. Bases 1 to 945 code for a protein of 314 amino acids. The transcript is spliced from 5 exons. The record is from RefSeq and is a predicted model, not a curated record. NCBI's taxonomy places the organism in Eukaryota, Metazoa, Cnidaria, Anthozoa, Malacalcyonacea, Nephtheidae.
AUGCGGGCAGAAGGGACGCAAUCUUACCAUUUGCCUCGCGGUAUCUCAAGUGUUUGGUUUGGUGCAUCACACCAUUCAGGUGGACUGUCUUUAUCUCCAGAUGAAAUCAUAUCGAAUCAUACCAUUAAACAUGGAAUUGUCCCGAUAGAAUGUUACGAGCUCUGUCAGAAAGAACCUGGUUGCCUUGGAUUCAACUACAGAGACAAGAUCAAUGUUGUAAACUGCCAACUGACCAACAUCAUUGGAAAAAAAAAUCACACCGCAAUGGCUGGAGAAGGCAAAUGGAUACUAAUGGUCGAUGAAAAAGCGACAGGCUAUUUAGCCACCAGCUGUGCAGAUCUGUACAAUCAAGGAGUGAGAAAAGAUGGUGUUUAUAACAUCAAUCCUGACGGCCUACAAUCGUUUCAAGUCAGAUGUGAUAUGAGCACAGAUGGCGUUGGCUGGACCGUGUUUCAAAGAAGACAAGAUGGAAGUCAAAAUUUCUACCUUGGAUGGUCAGAUUAUAAAGCAGGCUUUGGUGAUCUUAACGGCGAGUUCUGGUUGGGCCUUGAUAAAAUACAUCGUUUGUCCAAAUCUUGCCAAAAUGUUCUAAGAGUUGAUUUGAUGGACUUUAAUGACGCUGAACGUUACGCUAAAUAUGGAACAUUUAGUGUUGCUGAUGAAUCAGACAAAUACAGAUUGAAUAUUGGCAAUUAUUCAGGUGAUGCAGGCGAUUCUCUUGCCUGGCACAAUCAAAUGCAGUUCUCUACCAAGGAUAAUGAUCAGUCUGCGAAUUGUGCUACGAGAUUUAAAGGAGCUUGGUGGUACAAAAAAUGUCAUCAUUCCAACCUUAAUAGCCUGUACCUGGGUGCAGGUCAGAGUAGAGAAACUGGAAUGAACUGGUUCUAUUGGAAAAAUUCAUGGCGCUCUAUGAAAAAAACGCAGAUGAAAAUUUGUCCAAACUGA